ACGCCGCACCGCGCGCCGGCUCACUCCGCGUUCACUCCGCGCUCGCGAGCCGCACGCGACACACGUCCGCGACAUCCGCCUCACGACCGACGCGCUCCCACACACAGUGCCGUGCAGUGCUAAACAAACUUUUACGUGCAAUGCCGAUCCUCGCCGGACGGAAGGAGAACUGAUCGAAAGGGUCGACCGCAGGGUGGACACGGGCCGUGCUAGCCCGCGCAAGCGCCCCCAGCGUGAGACAAGCCACAAGGAGCGCCUCUCGUCUGCGACAUGGACGACAAGCCGCCUACCACCGAGGAGCACUACAGCCUUCGCUGGAACAACCACCAGGCUCACCUUCUGCGGUCCUUCGAGGCGCUGCUGCAUGCGGAGACGCUGGUCGAUGUGACGCUCGUGUGUUCAGAACGGCGGGUGCGCGCCCACAAGGUGUUGCUCGGCGCCUGCAGCCCGCUCUUCAGGAGAAUCUUCAGCGAGAACCCGUGCAAGCAUCCCGUCAUCGUGCUCAAAGACUUUCAAGGAUGGGAGGUUCAGGCUGUGGUGGACUUUAUGUACCGCGGCGAAGUGUCGGUGGCACAGGAACAGCUGGGCACGGUGAUUCGCGCCGGCGAGUCGCUACAGGUCCGCGGGCUGGCAGACCAGGAGCGCGAACGCACGAGGUCACCGGUCGGCAGCCCGGCGCGAAGCCCGGCGCGCGCCACGCCAGCACCAUCUCCGCCUGUCAGCCCCGCCAGCCCGCAGCCACGCCGCAAGCAAGCGCGCCCGCGCCGACGAUCAGGCGAGUCUGACACGCCGGAAAACCUGUCGAUGCGGCGCUCGCCAAGUGGGCUGAAGGCGGUGCGACUGGCACGGCCGCGGUCGCCACCCGCGCACAAGCAGGAGCCCGAGGAGCCAGAACCGGAGGCACCACCACCGCCGCGCAUGUUCCCGCCGCACCAGGACCUGUUCCCGCCCGUGCCGCCGGCCGCCGUCUCCGCGCUUUCCCUCACGCCACCUCACAUGUUCGGCAUCGAGUCCCCGCUGGGGCUGUUCCCGCCGGGCAUGGAGCACAAGAUGUACCCGCUCAUGGAUGUCGAGCACCGCGCGCCGCCGCUCGACGCUCAGCUCUUUACCAACGUUAAGAAGAAAUGGCGACCUAAAGGACAGCACAGCGCGCCACGCGGAGGGCCACCCCGCUCGUGGACGAACGCUGAGCUUACAGAGGCGCUGCAGCAUGUCUGGAACAAGAAGAUGACCACCAGCCAGGCCUCUAGGAUCUUCGGCAUCCCCUACAACUCACUUCUGAUGUACGUACGCGGCAAGUAUGGCAAGAGCCUCAAACUGGAGCAGCUACGGAAAGACUGCAUCGGCGGACCCCUCGACGUACUCAAUCUCAACACCGGCAAUAACAACAACAACCACCCAUCAAAGCAUCACGACAAGGACGACCAGCAUCAGAAUCAAGGCCAACGCCCCGCCAGCUCCGAACCUGACAUCACUUCAAACCCUAUGUUCAACCCCUUCCAGCAGGGCUUCUAUCCAGAGUUUCCGCCCGGCUUCCCAAUGCCUCUCAACAUGCUGCAUCUUCUCCCACCCAACGACAAAGCCCGAGAUCUCUAUCAGUCUAUGCCGAUGGCGCUAGAUUCCCUCUCAGGGGUGACGAAGGAGGAGGACUGCAAGAGCGAUAGGUCGAAAGAAAACUCUGCGGAUGAGGAGGGCGACUAUCGCGGGCCCUCGCACCCGCCACACCCGCCCGACACUCGCACGCUUCUACACCACAACGGACAAGAUUAAAAAAACAAAAUCGCUAGUUAAGGAGCCCGGGAUUUUCUCGGCGCUCUAUUGAUCAAACUCUAUGUGUAAUUUUUAUUCGAAGCAGACGGCGCGGUGCGGCACGUAGGAGAACGGCGCAACUGAAAUUAAAUUAAUGUAUUGCGUUUCUUAUAUUCUCAUUGCGAGCCUUUGAGUUAUCAAGUGCAAUAUUAUCAGAUAUGAAGUUCAAAGAACUCGAUCGCGAUACACUGAAGGGAUUUCAGUAGCGUCCGCACAACAGCAAACAUUUGAAAGUCAAAACUCCGCGCCGUGUCCACCGCGUCUGGUCUUAGUUAAAUUUAUAUUUAAAAAGAUGUGUUUAUAUUGUAAAUGUAUAUUUAAAAUAUCGCAUGUAAGUGAUUAGGCGUUAGUAAAUUCCGACGGUGUGCAAUAAGUAUGAAAGGUGUUGUGAUCCUUGUGUUUGCGGCCGCUGCGGCGGCUGUCGUCUCUCUUGUUAACAUUCCAAAUCAACAUUCCUUAUAUUUUAUUUAGACAUUAGUUAAUAAUAAUUAAUUACAUUGUUUUAACUGUAAUUAUAAUUCGAUGGCGAAUCUCAAAUACGUCUUGCCGAUCAUUGUUUUAAGCUAUGUUUAUAAUUAUUGAUGUAUUUAAACGUUCCCGAUGUAGAUAUAUGUUAUAUUUGCAAGUUUACUUCUGAAUUUCACCAAAGUUUGUAAAAUAUUUCGUAAUAAUAGAUAUUAUUCGAUGAUAAACAAUUUUUAAAUGUAAAUAGUUAUUGGUAAUUAAUUGAAAUUAUAAUGAAUUAACCUUAAAUAAGGAGACAUUCGGUGUCUAAAUGGUAAAUAGUAGUGUAUUUGUAAUUGUUGUAGUUUUAGUGAAGUGAAACAGUGAACUGUUCGGUUAUCGAUGUCGAUAGAUGACGAGGGAAGUCCGCGACGCACUAGUCACACACGCACACACAGAAACAAAAAUUAUUUAAACAAUCCACCACAGUGAACUGCUAUUUAACAUCUACAAUUCCUAACUUUUUAACCCAUAAUUGUAUUAGAAAAUAUCACAUUACAAUUUUUGAACAACUACGUAAUAUAAAAAUUACUAAACUCGCGUCCUGGUACUGAUAUUUCGUGAUCUCAUUUGCAAAGGUACAUCACUCGGGUGGUCCCGUCGACGAAGUGACGUCAGCAGUUUUCGAUUACAGAUUAUAAAAAGAACUGUAUUAACGUCAUCGAAAUAUAAUAACAUUACCAUGACAGUGCGCGCCCGGUUUAGACAAAUAAAGUAUCUGCACUCAAUGUUCAAAUAAAAAGGAGCUUUCAAAUUUUUUUAGUGAAUAAAUACGAAGGUUUAGGGUAAAUGGAUCAUUCCAACCUGGCUUUAGAUAAUUGUAUACAAUCAAUUCAUAAUUAGUGAUACAUGACAUGAGCCGUCAUCGAGGUAUUUAUCGUAAAUAUUGUUUAGUUCACAUCACUAAUGUGUAGCUGUAAAGUGUUUUAAUGUAAUUUCUUCCAAAUAAAACUAGAAACAUUAUCAUGUCUCUUAUAAAGUAUACUCUAUUUGUUUUAGACUUGUAUGAAUCAGAUGUAUUACUUUUUACAGCGAGUGAUUUCCGAACGGAAUUAUUUCAACUAUUGAGUCACGUAUGAAUUUAUCAAAAUAAAUUAACUAUUCGUCGUUACAUAUUACAAAACCGCAAAACUCUUUAACAGAAGACUGAACACUAUUUACGACUCUAUUUUAUACAAUUGUACAACACAUCAGACUCCGAGCAAUGCAAUGAUUCUCAAACGCAGUAGUUUCCAUUUAGUGUCACUUCAUUAUGUAACAAUAUUAUCAUUACAGGGAUUUUUAUAUAUUAAAGAUUGUAUUAUUGACUAUGUAUCUAUAGUUUAACAGACAUUUUGCUUUUAUUAUUUUAAAGUUCCAUUAGAGCAGCACCGGGUAUUAAAUGAUUAUCAAAAUUAACGUAUAAAAGGUCGUUGAACUCUUCAACUAUGUUACGUCACGCGAAUAAUUGUUUGUAAAUUAAUGUAAGAAUUUUAAAGAAAUUAGCCGGUAUUUAAUAGAUUGAUGUUCAUUAAAGUCUUAGCGAUUCGAAGGUUUUAAAAUAUUUGAUGUGCCAAAAUUUCAGAUAGUAAUCAUUGUCCGCGGCAGCCGUUUAUUCAUAUUUUAUUUUUUUUUAAACUUACUUUAAAAAGGAGGUUUUAAAUUCAUCUGUAUUUUUUAAUUAGGGUUGUACCUCACGUGUUGUGACUCGUGAUCGAAAUAUUAUGUUGUCGAUUUGUAGAUUUUACCUAAUUCGUACAAAUUCAGCAGUAUUAGAGUGAUUUUGUUAAAGUUUUAAUUGAGACGUUUUAAUUAAGUUUUGUUAUUUGUUAAUAAUGUACGACGAUUGAAGAUAUCAUUAUUAUGUGUAUGUUACGAAUUUGAUUUUCGUAAAAUAUAUUUUUUGCUUUUCAACAUUUUUUUUUUCUUGAUUUCUUUACGUACAUCUUCAACAUUGACGUUGAUUUAUCUCUGCUUUGUUAAUUCUUUUAAUGAUUGGAAGUUCCUGUAAACUUUGCCUAAUAGUGUAGUCUUAUUUUUUUUUUUCAUUUUUAAUCUACUUUGAAUUUAAGGCACUUUCACUGCUACUUUUAAACGAUUUUCAUUGGGAGCCAAAUGUAAGUACGUAAAUUGUAAUAGGUACAUAAUGUUAAGAUAUUAAGUAUUUUUAGUUGAUAAAACUUGUGAUUGAAUUAUUUUAGUAGAUUCAAAUAUUUAGUUCCUUCAUUUUUGUUACGAGUAUUUAUAUAUGUAUAUUGUAAUUGCAAUUAUUUAGGCUUUUAGACUAAUUGUUCUCCGAUAAAGAGUAUAAUAAUUAUAAGUUGUGUAAUUUAAUUUGUUGUAUUAUCUAAUAUACAGAUUAAAUUAAAUGAUAUCGUUACAUUAGGAUGUAAAAAAGAUUAUCUAUUUAAUCUUAAAGUAAUACGAAAAAAAUAUUUAUGUUCUUAGCAUCAUUAUGUCGUAUUUGAAGUGAGAUGGAGCGAUGUAGAAAAAUUCGUUUACGGUCACCGAAGUAAAGUGUAAAAAAUAAAUAAUAUGAAAUACCAA
Molecule: messenger RNA, 4839 nt
Organism: Papilio polytes (common Mormon)
Lineage: Eukaryota; Metazoa; Arthropoda; Insecta; Lepidoptera; Papilionidae
Gene: lov
Product: protein jim lovell
Exons: 3
Coding region: 271-1770 (499 amino acids)
Biological process (GO): regulation of transcription by RNA polymerase II
Cellular component (GO): nucleus
Molecular function (GO): protein binding; DNA binding
Source: RefSeq, a predicted model, not a curated record